Molecule: messenger RNA, 492 nt
Organism: Opisthorchis viverrini
Lineage: Eukaryota; Metazoa; Platyhelminthes; Trematoda; Opisthorchiida; Opisthorchiidae
Exons: 4
Coding region: 1-492 (163 amino acids)
Source: RefSeq, a predicted model, not a curated record
AUGCCUGGGAUCCUCGAUCUGGAAACACGCCGAGCCGGUUAUGAGAUGUCACAAAGGAAUGCUCAGAGGCUUGGACAGUCGUCUGACUCAAGUCCCCACAUACUGGCUCCAAGUCCCCCAGAAAUCUUGGGAGCUUCAAACGAUUGUGAGGCUUCGAGCGCUCUGAAUGAUCGAUAUUCUCUCCACCUGGUCUGCGCUCUGUAUCUAAGAAGAUCCUCAACAGAAACAAAACUGGUCGUGAUUCAACAGUGGCAUCACUUCGCAUCUAUGGACCCCUUUGACGAAAUCAUGCCGUCCACAGAAUUGCACAUACCCACUCCAAUUACCUCAAACACCAUGUAUACAGACCAUGAAACACUGAACUUCCGAAAUCGGUGCAUCCUUGGCAGCAGCUUACUUCGUGGUACAGGAACAGAAAUAGCAUCGCCUCCUAAAAAAGUGGAUUUGCCUAAUGCCUCCUUAAGCAAAACCGAAACGAACGUUUCUAGCUGA